This is a messenger RNA of Dichotomopilus funicola, 1002 nucleotides long. Its product is annotated as P-loop containing nucleoside triphosphate hydrolase protein. The transcript has 3 exons. The annotation marks the transcript as partial. Lineage: Eukaryota; Fungi; Ascomycota; Sordariomycetes; Sordariales; Chaetomiaceae. The record is from RefSeq and is a predicted model, not a curated record. Gene Ontology annotation, molecular function: GTP binding.
GAUGAUAUCGUGAUUCCCAUUAUGGGCUUGACCGGGGUCGGGAAAAGCACAUUCAUUUCCCACUUUUCCAACACAGCCGUGGUUGGCCACGGCCUUGCAUCAUGCACCUCCACGAUAAGCAUCCACGCCGCGACUCUCGACGACCAAACGAUAUACCUCAUCGACACGCCCGGCUUCGACGACACCACUCGCUCUGACACUGCCAUCCUACACGAAGUAGCGAAAUGGCUCAAGGCAUCCUACGACGCAGACAUCCAACUGGCCGGCAUCGUGUACCUCCAUCGAAUCGAAGACAACCGUGUCGGCGGUGCAGGGACGACGAAUCUCCGCAUGUUUCGGGAACUUUGUGGAGAUGAGGGGUUGGCUUGUGUAGUGUUGGCGACGACGAUGUGGCCUCGCGAUCCGAUGAUGGCUCCGCCGGAAGAGGAGGAGGACGGAGAACGAGAGAAAGAACUCAUUACCCAACCCGAGUUCUGGGGCGGCCUAGUGGAGCAAGGCUGCCAGGUUUGGAGACAGGACAACGGCCUCGCAUCAGCAGAGCGCAUUCUGCAGCACAUAGUCGCCCAACGACGACGUACAACACUCCAAAUCCAAGAGGAAGUGGCGAGUGGGGUUCCCGUGAGGGAAACGGGUGCCGGCAAAGUUCUGAAAGAAGACUUUGAGAGACUACAGCGUCAAAUGAAGGCCAUGACGCUCGAGAUGGAAGUGCUUCGGGCGGAACUGGCAUUGCAGCGACAAGCCGCUGCCAGGGAAAGGGCGGCGUGGGAAACGGUGGUCCAAGAGGAACGGAAGGAGCGGGAGGACGAGAGGGAGCGGAGAAGGAAGGAGCGGGAGGCGGAAGAGGCUGCUCUGAAAGUGAUCACGGCGCUGGAAGAUAAAGUGAGGAACCUGCAGGAGCAGGUGGAGGAGACGGACCGGCGACAGAAACGAACGAGCGCAGAUUUCGAGAAGAUGAAUGAGAAAUGGGGGAGCGAGGGGCGGGGGUGGUGUGUUGUGAUGUAG